AUGGCAUCGGAAAUUUUGGCUAGUUCUGGAACCGAAAUUAGAGAAAAUUUGGUGACUACCGCCGUGAAGUUCCUCUCGAACCCCAGCGUGCAACGCUGCACCCUGGAGAGCAAGGAGCGUUUCCUGCGCGGCAAGGGUCUGACGGACCUCGAGAUCCAGAAGGCGGUGGAGAGGUGCGGCGAGCUGGUGGACCUGCCCUCUAUCGCUUCUGAGUUGAUGUUCUCAGGCCACUCGAGGAGGUCCUGGUUCCGGGAGAGCGUGCUGCCCGUAAUAGUAUACGGGGGAUUCGUGUAUGGAUGCUACUGGUUUUAUAAGAACUGCGUCAGGCACCUGAUAUUCGUCGAGGAGCCGAAACGCAAGAGCACAGCGGACUGCGUGGACGAGCUGCGCCGCUCGCUGGACGUGUUGAACGCCAGCGUCAGCUCCCUCCGCGCCGAGAUCCAGUCGAGCUCUAGCCAGAGCGCGUUACGCUUCCAGCUGGACAACCUGAAGACUGACAUCGCUUCCGUCAAAGGCAUCCUGCUCAAUAGGAACCAGUUCCCCGCGCUCAAGGGGCGCACCGAGCCGCCGUCGAUCCCCGCCUGGCAGCGCCACUCGGUCGAGGCCACCUCGACGGAGGCGGCGGAAGAGGAGAAGAAGAAACCCCACAGGAGUCGCAGCCAGCGCUCGGAGAGCGGCGGCUCCAACUCCAGCGAGGGGGAACAGGCCACGAAGAACAGCGACAGCAGCCUCGAGAUCAUCACA
Molecule: messenger RNA, 744 nt
Organism: Iphiclides podalirius (scarce swallowtail)
Lineage: Eukaryota; Metazoa; Arthropoda; Insecta; Lepidoptera; Papilionidae
Source: the annotation of a GenBank genome assembly